UUUUUUCACAUGCCAUAUAUCUAAAAUUAACCACCAUACAUAGAAGACCAUUAAAAACUACCCAAAUCCAUCCAUGCAUUUAUUUAUUUUUUUUUGUUUUAGUCGAACACUUUCGAACACUUUUUCUUCUCUCUUUUUUCAUCCUCUUUCUCCUCUCAACCAUUUUUUUUGUCAUUUUUCGCUUGAAUGGCAUUAUGCCAAAUCCUCCUCUUUCUCUCCCUUCCAUUCACUAUUCACAUGUCUUUUUUCAAAAUUUUUUGCCAUUCCCGCAAUCCCUCGGGAUUCAUUCUUUGCUCUCUGAACGGUUGGAAAAAUAUUAAACAA
This is a messenger RNA of Meloidogyne enterolobii, 324 nucleotides long. The record is from the annotation of a GenBank genome assembly. NCBI's taxonomy places the organism in Eukaryota, Metazoa, Nematoda, Chromadorea, Rhabditida, Meloidogynidae.